This is a messenger RNA of Hypoxylon fragiforme, 1761 nucleotides long. RefSeq lists its product as uncharacterized. The coding region runs from base 365 to 1435 and encodes 356 amino acids. The record is from RefSeq and is a predicted model, not a curated record. The transcript has 3 exons. NCBI's taxonomy places the organism in Eukaryota, Fungi, Ascomycota, Sordariomycetes, Xylariales, Hypoxylaceae.
UCCUUACCCAAUAGUUAACGGCCAUACUACUACUACUACUUAUCCCUAUCCCUAUCCCUAAUCCAUGGACGUAUGCCCUUUAAUUCAUUCAAUCUUCGUCGAACAACGCGCGCUUUUGCAUAUGUAACCACGUGCAGUGCCUAGCGAAUUGCUACCCUUCAACCCUUCAAAUGUUUUAUUAAAGGGCCUUAAGGCUUCAAUGAUUACAUCUAAUUCUAAUACUCCAUUUAAGAGAACGAACUACGUACAUAUGCUACAUACUAACGGCAGCUGUCUUUCCAAAGAUUAAAAUCAAAAUUCCUAACCUAGUCCACCAGAAAAGACGCUUACCUAUUGUCUCGUAGUAUGAUAAUCGGGGGUGGGUAUGAUGGAACAUAACAACACAAGGAAGGAGGCCAAGGCAAGGGCCAUAUAUGAGACCACCAGGAAUGCCUCUACCGACUCUGAUGAUGAGCUGGGAGAUGAAGCUACGAUAUUUCCCGUCCCCUCGACUAAAUUGCGACGAGGUCCUAGUGCCGGACUUGUAUCUCCCCUAUCACAUAGAUCGAAGCAGCAGGAUUCAACCAGAGAAGGUAAAGUGCAGCAAAGUUCUCCCUCGGCUGCCUUGAAAUCCCCAGUACAGUCUAUGCCACGAUUGGCCGUGCAAAUCAGGUCAUCAGCCUCACCAUCUCAUAUACGGCAGAAUCCCGUCCUAAAAGGGGAUCAGGCGUUGCGCCCCAAAUCACCCCAAAAUCCAACGGAAAGCAAGUCUCCCGUGGCUCUACCCCCCGUAAAGAGUGAAACGAAAAGGAGAGGCAGACCUAAAGGUUGGAAACCAGGAAUGUCCUACAUAGACACUAAACAAAUAUCUGACGGAAACGCGCAACAAAGCAAGUCCAAGAGACCAGCAGAUCCUCCCAGAGAAUCAAAACGCCGUGGGAGACCGCUGCAUGCCAGAGAACGAUAUCUCCAAACCAACCCCACAUAUAUGCCGUUCCUAUGUGAAUGGCAUUACCGUGGGGGGAAACGCUGCCCUGCGGAACUACAGAAUCUGAUGACCCUAGUCAAACAUGUCCGUUUACUUCACUCAACCGUGAAGCCGCCAACUUGUGCAUGGGGAAAAUGUGGACUGGGAGGUAGUCUUGUCUGUUUCGGAACCAAGGAAGAAUUACAGGACCAUUUGUUGAAGGAACACAUCUUACCAAUUACAUGGUAUAGGGGGGAGGGAUAUCAAAACAAAGGCAUCUCGAAGCUGAAAGCCGACCGCCUGAAACCACCGAGCUACCUUUUCGAUGAAAGUGGCAAGCAAGUUACCCCAUGGUCAGCAAAAUUGAUAAUAGAGGACGACCAGCAACGCAAAGAAAGGAUACGGAAGCUGGAAAGGUUCCUGAUUCAGCAGGACGAGAAUGCUCCCGACGACGAAGAGUACACAAAACAAACAUUGGGGAUCCAGUGAUCUAUAAAUGAUCCGCGGUUUUGAAAUUUCCGCUCCUUAGUGGGCUUGAUUCCAUCCUGGGCCGCAGCCUCAUCGGAGAUAACGUACAUCCAACUCUACCUACCUAACCUAGGUAGUUUUGUCGAUUGGGCAGCUCUGAAGAGCGGCCCUCGAAUAGACCGCGCCAGAAUCUGCUCUUUCAGUGACACUUUCUUGGGAGUGAUAUUCAGGAACGACUGUGCGACUCAUGGAAUUGAUUGAAAGGCAAGCAUCUGACCAGCAUUCCUUUGAGCUUCGGCGGCUAUAAUUAUCAUCCACAAAGAAGGCAACAAACCUUGUGUAAGCUG